Messenger RNA from Cryptococcus wingfieldii CBS 7118, 498 nucleotides. RefSeq lists its product as hypothetical. The transcript is spliced from 2 exons. The record is from RefSeq and is a predicted model, not a curated record. Gene Ontology annotation, molecular function: magnesium ion binding; holo-[acyl-carrier-protein] synthase activity. Lineage: Eukaryota; Fungi; Basidiomycota; Tremellomycetes; Tremellales; Cryptococcaceae. The coding region runs from base 1 to 498 and encodes 165 amino acids.
AUGAUAUCCGGCAUAGGCAUAGACAUCCUCUCGCUCCCCCGCUUCACCCAGUUCGUCCGGCGGCGGGGGACGGGCAAGGUGGCUCGGCGGAUCUUGACGAGUGGUGAGAUGGAGCGGUUCGUCAAGAUUAGUGGGUCGUCCUCUUCUCCUUCUCUGGGUUAUUCUUUGGGUUCUUUGGAGAAGAGCAAAGCCGGGGAGGAGAAGGAGGAUGAAGACCUGAUACAAAAACAAGUCAGAUUCCUAUCAUCCCGCUGGUGUAUCAAAGAAGCAGCCUACAAAUCCCUCACCCCCCUCCUCCCCCGCCCACCCUCUUGGAAAUCAUUCCACCUAGCCCACUCUCCCUCCGGCCAGCCUUCUUUAGACAUUGUGCAACUACCAGGGCUCGGAGGAGGAGGUGGAGAGAGGUGGAGGUUGAUGGCGACGUUAUCGCACGAUGCUGGUGUUGUUGUUGGGGUCGUUGUAGCGCUGGAUAAGCAGUUCGGAUCUGAUCACAAGUGA